Messenger RNA from Acanthoscelides obtectus, 4783 nucleotides. The record is from the annotation of a GenBank genome assembly. NCBI's taxonomy places the organism in Eukaryota, Metazoa, Arthropoda, Insecta, Coleoptera, Chrysomelidae.
CUGGCGUUGUGCGUUGAUAGUCACGUGACCAACAGCUGUCUCUGACAGUGCAACAAUAGCUGGGGUUUUUACCCGAUUUUGAGGUUAUUGCUUGUCCGGAGAUCGUUUGAACUCGUAAUUUUUAUUGUACGAAAGGCAGGUGAACUCGGAUACAUUUUUGAGGUAGUAUUCGACCUUCCUGGUGUUCAUUCCUUCACCAGUUUUUUUUAUCCGGAGCGAGUAUUAGGGCUGUUGACAGCUAUUUCGUGUGUGGACGUUUUUUUGACAAAAGUCGAAUUUUUCAAUCUUCGACGGUUUUUUAUUUGUUUGACGGCAUCGCGAUUGAAAUUGUGACGAUUUCGUCCCACAUAUAUUAGGAAUGACGUGCGGGUGGUAAGCUGAAGUUGUCAGUUGAAGUUGCGCGGAAGUGUCUCACGAAAUUUUCAUUUGAAAGUUAUACAGGCAAAUUUAAAAUGAAUUACUUUCAUGCGAUUUGUUUAGUGUGGUUCAGCUUGACAGUUUCAAGAUCUCAAGAAGACCUUCUACCGCCGUGUAACAGCGACAUUUACUGUCAUGGACGUUUGUUGGACACCAUCCAAAUGGCCAGAAUAUACGAAGAUUCCAAAACAUUCGUAGACAUGAAAAUGAAACGUCCCCCAAAUGAAACCCUGCAGUCCUUUGAUGAGUUCAUGACACAAUACCAACAGAAACCCUCACGGGAAGACGUUAGGGAAUUUGUUAAGAAGCAUUUUGAGGAGGCAGGUAUGGAGUUUGAGGAAUGGGAUCCCAAGGAUUGGACACCAGACCCGAAAUUCGUUGACGAUAUCCAAGACGUUGAAUUGAAGAAGUGGGGGAAGGAAUUGAACGAGAUUUGGAAGAUACUGGGUAGGAAAAUGAAAGAUGAGGUAAAAGAAAGGCAGAAUCUUUACAGCAUCAUAUGGGUCCCUAAUCCAGUGAUAGUACCUGGAGGAAGAUUCAGAGAAUUCUACUAUUGGGAUUCCUACUGGAUAGUUCAAGGACUUCUUCUAUCAGAGAUGCACGAGACAGUCCGGGGAAUGUUAGAAAACUUUUUGUACAUAGUCGACACUUACGGACACAUUCCUAACGGUGGUAGAGUAUACUACCUAGCCAGAUCGCAACCUCCAUUGCUUCUUCCCAUGGUCAAACUCUAUUACGACACAACCAAAGAUCUAGACUUCGUCAGAAGGAAUAUCCACAUCAUGGAGAAAGAAUUCAACUAUUGGAUGAACAAUCAUACUACUAUCGUUCAGAAAGAUAGAAAGAACUACACUUUAGCUAUCUAUGGAGAUAAGUCUUACGGACCUAGGCCAGAGUCUUAUUCUGAAGACGUGGAGAGCGCGGCGAUCUUCAAAGAAGCCGACAAGAAGGAAGCGUUCUAUUCGGAACUAAAAGCUGGAGCUGAGUCAGGUUGGGACUUUUCUAGUAGAUGGUUUGUUGCAAAUGGCACAAACAAAGGUGAGCGGAAUUCAGGCAACUUAACCGAUAUCAAAACUAGAUCCAUCGUUCCUGUAGACUUGAACGCCAUGGUAUAUUGGAACGCAGUCAUUUUGAGCGAGUUUCAUGCUUUAUUACACAACUACGACAAGGCUGAGAAUUAUUCAAAGAUAGCAAACCAGUGGAUGGAAGCUGUUGAAGCUGUUCUCUGGCAUCAAGACAUUGGAUCAUGGCUGGACUAUGAUCUGUACAACAGCGUCCCCAGGAACUACUUCUAUCCAACCAACAUAUCUCCUCUUUGGACCCACUGUUAUAACCAGACCCAGAAAGAAAAAAUAGUUAGAGCUGUGCUGAAGUACCUUCAGGAUAAAAACGUACUAUAUCCUGGAGGAAUUCCAUCAACACAUGAGCACACUGGGGAACAAUGGGAUUAUCCCAAUGCGUGGCCACCGCUACAGCAUUUGAUGAUCAUUGGGUUGAACAACACUGGAGAUGACCAUGCUGUUAGGUUGGCAUUCGAAAUUGCCGAGAAAUGGGUCAGGUCCAACUACAAGGCCUUCAAAGAGACUGCUGCCAUGUACGAAAAGUACGACGCGACUGUGCCAGGCGGUCAUGGCGGUGGAGGUGAGUACGAGCUGCAGCUGGGUUUUGGCUGGACCAAUGGCGUCAUUAUGGACCUUUUGGCCAAAUACGCCAACCAGUUGACAGCUGAAGACCCACCCGCAGUCGUCCGGGCAGAAGCCAUCACCCAGGAGCAUUCGGCGUCCAUGGUUUCUUCCAGUAUUAGCUCAAUCACCACGGCGUUACUAGCUCUGCUCAUCUCGCUUACGGCAGGAUUCAUUGGGUGAGGGUCCAUUAUACUAUGGUUUAGUUUGCUCUAUGAGUGAUAGCGCGUGUGAUACAACGUUGCCAAAGUGCUGUGAGGUGGCUUGGAUUUUUUAUAACUUUACCAGCUCAGGGAGAGCGUUCGCUUUCAUAUACCAGUUCCUUUUUUGUGCAUAUUCCUUAAAUAUUUUAUUCUGCGCAAAGUGUAGCUCGACACGUGUGAUAUUAUGGGUAUUUUAGAGAUUAACAAUGAUAUUUUUAUAUUAGAGAUUUUUAUAAAUUUCCGUUGCGAUCUCGCAAGAUGAUGACUUAAGUAGUCGGGAAUGCAAUCUGACAUAUUAUUUUCCUUUGGCAUGCAAUCAGAACAAAACUUUUUGUGUGGCUCCAUAAACUUUUACUAUUUUUAGGACCUAGGACAAAAAAAAAUUAAAUUAUAGAUUGGCAUUACUUUCGUAUAUAUAAUAUAUUUACUGUUUUUUCGUAUAUAAUAGCUUUAAGAACAUGCUUCUUGCUUAAGUAGCCCAAAAAGACCUUAAGUGCCAUACUUCCAUUGUGGUAUUCUGUAUAGUAGGAACAAUAUAUAGUGCUUAUAUAAUGAUCGUUUUGACGAAAAAGUAUAAAUACUUUUGAAGAGUUGCCUGAAUUUUUGGGCACAAAAUUAAAUUAUUCCAAAUGCUUCCUUUUCAACUUUUUAGAUUGUAUGCCACUGGAAAUGAUGUUUGGUCACGAUGUAAGGCUGAUUUUAGUGAAACUAGAAGAGAUGUCAGAGUUUAUUUUUCUGAAAAUAAUUAAAAAAACAUUCCAAUUGAACCACGCUUAUGUGUUUCAAAUUUCUAAAUUUUGGGUGAUAUCGUAUACUAAACUGUUUGCCCGAUGAUGCUUUUGCUCUAACACUUUUUAGGCUGAAUCAAUGACAUUCUGCUGGUCGCAUCUAAUAUUUUGUAAACUAUGUGUCAUACCUUACAUAUCAUAAACCUUCCAAUAACAUUUAUUCCUAUUAAAUAUAGUUCAUCCCUUCAAAAUUGAGGUAUCAUAUUACAGUGAAACUAGGUGCUGUCACAGUCACAUAUUUGGAGCGCCCAUGGAAUUAACGGUAAGUCCAGACGUUAAAAGAUGCAUUUUACUAUAUUUCCUGCAUUAUUAACUAUUUCAUAAAAUGCGUUUUGGGAUUUAAGCAAAUAUUGUUUCCAAAACCACAGCUGUGAAACUGAUAAAUACACUUUUUCAAUUUGUUGAAAGCAGUGGCGGCGUGUGAGUGUACAGCAAUAAGGUUCAGAUUUUAAAUUCAAGAGAUGAUGAAUUGGUAUCAAUGGUGAAAGGCUGGACUAUAGCUCGAAUUUUUCCUUAUUUUCCACAUUUUACCUAGCAUGUAUGCACACUGCAUGUUUCCCAGAUUUUUGAAUGAUUGAUCUCAAUUUUUUUAGGUUAAAACACGUUUCGUUUUUCUGAUAAAUUGUUUUUGUGUGAUAUCCUGAAUUACUUUAUCUUUUGGCAGAAAUUUAAAAUAUGUUUACCAAAUCAGCAGUUUCAGAUGACCUUGAUUCAAACGUAUGAUUUUACGAACAUUCAUGUCUUUAAAUUUUAGAUUUCUUUAAUUCGGUAUCAUAUUUCAAUCAAAUUUUACUAAAACAACACUAUCAAUUUCAUGAUAUAUUGAGAUGAAGUGUUUUGAAUGCAUAUAUUUUGUUGUGUGAUUGAUAUUUUCAUUAAUUUUUUCUGAAGAAAUUUGUAUGCGAAAUUUCGAAGAUUGAGAUGCUCAAUCCAACUCCAAAAAUAUUCGUGUUUUACCUCUUAAUACAUUAAACAUAUCAAUUGACGCAUUUCUUGUCAUCUCACACAAAAACCAUUUAUUGACUAAAUUAACUGGACUACAAUGUUAGAGUAAAGUGCUAAAGGGUACUAGCCGCACACUUUCCUGAGAUAAAUAUCUUACUUAUAGUGCAUCUUAUUCGUAGUAUAACUAUAUAGUCUUUACAUUUUUAUAGUUUCCAAGUGCAUUUAGCUAUUGCAUUGUGAUUAUUUUGUAUUAUGUUUGGUGCUAUGACUCAAAAAUUUACAUCACUACGUACCUGCUGAGCAUGCUGGACAUGCAUUUUGUACUUCGGGAGUGUGUCAGGGACCGAAAGCCUGCUUUCACUUAUUUAUAUAUACAGAACAUAAACCCUUUAAAUUUUAGAGAAUGAUAAAAGCUAUAGUAAAGUUCCAAAAUGAACAUAAAGCAUCGUACGCUACUGUAAAAAUCACGAAUCAGCAGUGGCGUAUGUUGAGUUAUGUUACUGUCUUCCAUUUCAGUACCUGAUCAUUGUUGACUAUUUUUUGAAUUCUCAAUGUUUUUAUGACUCGGAUGUUAGAGCUACAUCUCGCUUUCUUUUUUAAUUGGUGUAACUGUUAUGUCUGAUAUGUUUUGUUGUGAAAAUGGUAGCUUUAGUGGCUCUAUACACUCCCUUGAUAUUUUAACUAAUUUUAACCUAGUAGAAUUAUUGUAUAAAUGUAGUUGAUAUUUCAAUAAAUUAAACUCGACUGA